Gongylonema pulchrum is the source of this 432-nucleotide messenger RNA. The record is from the annotation of a GenBank genome assembly. Lineage: Eukaryota; Metazoa; Nematoda; Chromadorea; Rhabditida; Gongylonematidae.
AUGCGUUUGCCAUAUUUGGAUGCUGUGUUUCACGAAGCACUUCGUAUCUAUCCACCAAUAACAUUUUUGGUAAAUCGGACCUGCACAAAACGAUGCCGUAUAGGAGACAUAGAUUUUUAUCCAGGCGUGCAGAUUGGCAUCCCGGUUUGGAACAUCCACCACGAUCCUUAUAUAUGGCCUGAGCCAGAACAUUUCAAGCCUGAAAGAUUUUAUAUGCGCAAGGAUUAUGAUCCAAUGAGCUGGCUGCCGUUUGGUACAGGACCACGCAACUGUUUUGGAAUGCGCUUCGCCACAGCCGAAUAUAAAACAACGAUCGCCAGACUACUACUACAGUUCAAAAUAGUGGCUGAUCCAGAGGUCAAGCUAACUCUGCAGGAUACGUUAGGAAUGCUUCAAGUGCCAUACAUCCGAGUUAAACUUCAAAAGCGAUAG